CAAUAAGUGAUUAUUUUUAAUGUUUUAUUUUUCUACUACGAAAUCAUUUAGUUACCUAUUCAUUUCUCUAGAAAAAAGUCAUCACAAUUACUAAAAACAUAAUAUUUUAAUAUUCUUUUUCAUCUACAUUAAUAUUCAACUCUCAUAGUCACACAGUACUCAGUAGGUAAUAAAAUCGAUCAUCUCCCCAUCGUCUGAUUAACAGUUUUAAUUUCGUCGAUACAGUCUUGUGAACUUCAGUAUUAUACUUCACAAAACUCCGGUAUGUUCUUGAAAACUUCGACUUUAGGAACGUUUUAUGUAUUUGAAGUCAAGUAACUAGACUGUACGUGUUCGUUGACGAAUAACAUUCACGAUGAAAAAACUGUUGUCGAAAAAAUUGUGUUUGUAUAUUGUACUGGCAUUCCUCGUGGUUUGCUUGUUUAAUAUCUUGACGUCCAAAAACGGUGACAACAAUUUCAUGCACUAUGAUGAAAUGUUCAAGACAUAUUACAAUUAUUCUAAAGAUAGUGAUUUGAACGGUCCAGAAGUAUCCAUGGAUGAUUCAAAUCUUGUAAAAAAAUUGCGAGAAAAUUUCCUUGUCAAACCUAUUGAAGAAAAUAAAGGCCAUCGAAAUCGUUAUAAUUUAGUUGAUAUGUCGUUAAUAGAUCCUUCAAUGGGACAAGCUGCUGAAAUAGCCAAGAUCAUUGAUUAUACAAAAGGAGGUUUUUUUAUUGAAUGCGGAGCUUUGGAUGGUGAAACAAGAUCUAAUACUUUAUACUUUGAACGUUAUUAUGGAUGGACGGGACUACUCAUAGAAGCAGAUCCUUUAAAUUUUGCGAAAAUGUUAAAAAAAGGACGAAGAGCAUAUUUAUCACCUUCUUGUCUUAGUAUUAAUCCUUAUCCUGAAAUUGUUUCUUUUCUUCAACGUAGUAAUAUGGGCCGAAUAGCAUAUGAUGAUGUUGUAGAAGACUUAGUAGGAAUAAAUGAUAUUGGGAAAAAGAAUUUACCAAUGGUUAAUGUACAAUGUUUUCCAUUCUAUACAUAUCUUUUAGCAUUAAAUAUAACAGUAAUAGAUUAUUUCAGCUUAGAUGUUGAAGGAUCAGAAUUAAAUGUCUUAAAAACUAUUCCAUUUGAUAAGAUCGAUAUAAGAACUUUAUCAGUGGAAUUUUUCCAUGUAAAAGAAGGUGACGAUGGUAUAAGAACGUUCUUGGAAAAUAAAGGGUAUAUAGUUACUGGAAAAGUAACUAGGCAAGAUCGAUUAGCAAAUGAUUACAUAUUUGCAAAACCAUCUGUUCUAACACAAAACCUAUCAUUUUAUGUAAACUAAUUAAAAUAUCUGCUAUUUAUGAAUGGGCUAUGGACUGAAGUGCCUAAUGAUAUUUUUGGUUUUGAAAGUUAAGUAUUUUAUGUUUAUUCUGGGUUUGUUAUUUGUAAUUAAAUUUUCAUAUUGUAUUAGUUAUUAUAUUACUUAUGUUUUAACACGAGUCAUCUAUUUUGAUAUAUAGUUGUUAUGGCAUUUAAAAAUUCUAUUUAAUCAUUCAUAUAAUUUAUUACAAUUUUUUUUAGAUUUAAACUAUCAUUUAAAUUAAAUUUUGUAAUUUUAGGGUAGGACCCCCUUAGAAAUUUGAGGUUUUAAUUUAUUAUAACAGACAAAAUAAAGUAACAUUUUGUCAAGUAUCAUAAUUCUCAAAUCAUUUUUUUUUUAUUAAAAAUUAUUUGUUGAGAUAAGAAAAUAGUAAGCCAUUAACAAACUAUUUAUGUUUUAAUUGCCUUAACAAAAAUAUUUAUGUUUUAGUUGCUCCUAAACAAUUUUAUUUAUGAGUGUUAUUUGACUUUUUACUAUAAGUAUAAUGUUACUUGACUUUAUAAUACUUUUUAAACAUCACUAAUAAUUAAAAAAAUAUGAAUUAUUUCUUUAUUUUUCGUUUGUCAAAAACUAGUAGAUUAUUUACAAAAUUAUUUUUGUAUCUUUUUAAAAAAAAAAAAGUUAUUAUUUUAUAUUUAUAGAAUUUAACAAUACUAACUUGUGCCGAAGUAAAAAAAAAGUGUCCCAUACAGUCUGAAUAUCCUAUUGGUAACUGCUUUUUAAAUCUUAUUAUUAUUCUGUGAUAAAAUAAAAUUAUACAUUUAUUGUGGUUGAUUAAUAGAAAUAUUCACGGAAAACUUGUCCAUCAUAAGAUUUUUUACAUAAUUUGUUUUCAACUUCAUUAGAAAAGUAUAUGUUACCAUUCGAGCACGUUUACUUGUGUCAAACCUAUUUUAAAUUCAUUUUAUUAAAAAUAUGUUAAAAAAAGUAUUUUUCUGAAUUUUGGUUUAAAUAAUGUACAUGAACUGAAACAUUUUUAAAUGUUUUUAGAAUUAAGUUAGAUAAUUAAAAGUUUACAUAAUAUUUAAUUGAAAAUUAUGAAAAAUAAUUGUAUUAUAUUAUUAUGUAUUAAAUAAAUAUGUUUGUUGCACAAAAACAAUGUUCAUAUUUCAAUACUUAAAUAAAUAAAUAUAUUUUGAUUUAUUCAUCUUUAUCUGAUUAAACUUUUUGAACAUUUAGACAUGAUUUAACUCUUUAAUUAAUGUUAAACAGCGUAAAUGUGUUCAAUUAACAUUUUGAUGGUAACACAUAAAAUAAUAAAUUUGCAAUAUUAUGUACAGGGUAAUUAUUUUAUUUAUUCAUAUUUGUAUAUAAAUAUUAAACAAGUUAUAAAAUGCUUAAUCAAGUUUGACAUUUAAAAUGUUUUGUGCUUAGAAGCACAUUACUCAUUCGCUUUUACCUAUAAUUUUAAACAAAACAUUGUUUUAAUAUCAUAGCUGCAUUCAAUUAAUAUAGAACAACUUAUUGGAUUUUUAAUUAGGUAAAAUGUUGACACUCGUUUAUUUUUAAUAAAUUGUAUUAGUUUUGUAUACUUCUAUUGACUUUAAAAUAUAUUUUUAUUUCUAAAAUGUAAUAAUUAGCAAAUUAGUAAUUAUCAAUUUAAAAAAAGUAUUCGAAAAUGGAUUUUACAACUUACUUCUUCAGAAUUCUUAUUAAAUAUUUUUGUUUUAUAAUGUUAUUAAUUCUAAUAUUUCUAUAUUAUCCAGUAUGUGACAUACCAUUAAAAUUUGACUUACCUUGAUAUUAAAAUGUCGAUUUAAGGUUAUGAAGAUAUUUUUCAAAGAUUGUAUUAUCCUUAUUUGAAUAAAAGGAAUGCUAUAAUUUUCCCCAAAAUUGCCUUGUGAACAAUGUUGUAGCAAAAUUAGCUUUAAUUUUGAAUUUUUUUAAUAACACUCCAUAAUGUUUGGUUUUUUUAUGUAUGUGUUUGGGUCAACAACUUUUUUUGCUGAUUAAUACCGGGUAUAUACUGUAUAUCUGUGGUCACAUUUAAACAGGCAUAUGCACACCAUUCUUUGUGAUGAACCAUACUCUGCUUCUGCUUGAAUUAUAGGUUGUAAAGUUGUUAUGAAAAAUAUUUAUUACUAUAUUUUAUCUUAACAGCUUUCUAUUUUUUAUAUCAGAUAUGUAACAUAUGGGAAUUGUAUUAUGUAAUUUGUGAUUGUUCUAGGUCACAUACUUACACUGCUAAUAACUUAGUAGAUACAUUUCAAUAGUAGAUUACACAUUGCAUCUCACCCGUAUCUUUUAUUAAUCUUAACUAAUAGUAAUAAACUUAGAUUCCAAAAUUGCCUUCCUUUUAAACUGACUUGAUAUUUAUUACAUUUCUUUAUUUUUGAAACUUUUUUUAAAACAAUUUUUUUAAAUUUAAAUUACAAAUAACGGUUUAAAAAAAAAUGGUAAUUACAUUUAAUUUAUUAACCAAUUCCAAUAUAACAACAGCAUUUAGCUUAAAUUAUGAAAUUUGAACAGUAUUUUAAUACCUGACAAUUUAUCAAAAUUUUAGUUUAAUUAAAUUAUUUUCUAUUGGAAAAAAAUAUCUAUAACUAUUUAUCUAACAUUAACACAUUAUAUUUAAGACAAAAAUAGUCAUAUAUAUAUUAUUUAUCUUAUAAUUAUCUUAUAUUGUACAAUCUAAUAUCUUAUUGUGUGUUUACUUUGUUUGAUUAUAUUCUAAUAGUUAUAUUGUAUAACUUUGUUACAAUCGGUAUUAUUAAUGCUGAAGGUGAUAAUGAACUGUAUUAUAAAGAUAUUCAAGUAUGAGGUUUGAUAUCUUUGUAAAACAUUCAAGAACAAAUUAUUUUGCUUUAUUACUGAUGUAAUUAUUGUUAUAAAAUUUUUUUUUUUUUGUAUUUUUUUUUUUUUUAAUACCAUGUUAUCCAAUCUAUUACUCUGUAAUAUUUUUGUUAGCAAUAAUGAUGUACUAGUCAACAAUUUUUGUUUUGUUUAUUAAAAUAUUGCUCAAAAUGUAUUGGUCAAUUUUUUUCUCAACGAUGUAUCUUAUUGUGGCAUAAUAUUUAAUGCAGAACAAAAUAACAUUAAUUUUCAUAAUUUAGUUUUCAUUAUUGAUCAACAUAUUUUAUUGCAAAUUAAUCACAUUAUUUAUUUGGGCUUAAUAAUAUAUUCACAUUUCACAUCGCAAUUGUGUAUACAUUAGUGUUGUUAUUUAUUUUUAUAGUAUUCUGAAUUAUGUACAUUUACAAGAUACAUAUUUAUUUUAAAUCAAAUAAAUUGUUUUUAUUUUACAUUUAAUAAAUCAUUAUAACAUUA
Rhopalosiphum padi (bird cherry-oat aphid) is the source of this 4615-nucleotide messenger RNA. RefSeq lists its product as uncharacterized. The coding region runs from base 356 to 1309 and encodes 317 amino acids. The transcript has 6 exons. The record is from RefSeq and is a predicted model, not a curated record. NCBI's taxonomy places the organism in Eukaryota, Metazoa, Arthropoda, Insecta, Hemiptera, Aphididae.